Molecule: messenger RNA, 4425 nt
Organism: Eufriesea mexicana
Lineage: Eukaryota; Metazoa; Arthropoda; Insecta; Hymenoptera; Apidae
Gene: DNApol-alpha180
Product: DNA polymerase alpha catalytic subunit
Exons: 22
Coding region: 1-4425 (1474 amino acids)
Biological process (GO): DNA replication; mitotic DNA replication initiation; lagging strand elongation
Cellular component (GO): alpha DNA polymerase:primase complex
Molecular function (GO): DNA replication origin binding; single-stranded DNA binding; chromatin binding
Source: RefSeq, a predicted model, not a curated record
AUGAGUAACACGCAAUUAGGUAGAACUAAACGCCAAAAACUUGAUAAAACUGGACGUCUGUCAGCAUUAGAAAAAUUAAAACAAUUAAAAGGUAGUAAACAUAAAUAUGAAAUUAAUACAUUGGAAAAUGUUUAUGAAGAAGUCGAUGAAAAAGAAUAUACUAAAACUGUGAUAGAAAGACAAAAUGAUGAUUGGAUUAUUAAUGAUGGAGAAAGUGGUUAUAUUGAAGAUGGUCGAGAAAUUUUUGAUGAUGAUUUGGAUGAUAAAAGUAUACAAAAAGCAAGAAAAGAUAAAAACAUGGGUCCUAGAAAAAAUAAAAGAGAUAAUAUUAAAAAGAAGGGAAGUAUUCAAAACUUAAUAAUGAAUAUGCCUUCUAAAAAGCAAAUUGAUGCUGAAUUGAAUGAUGAUAAUAUUUUGGGAGAUUUAAUGUCUGAAUUAAAGAAAGAUGAUAGCCUAGAAAUAUCAAAAUCAAGAACUGUUAAAAAUAAAUUUUGUACCUCAUCCAGAAUAAAUGAAACAAAUACUCAUGCAGAAAUUGGAUCACAGUCAAUUUCAGAAUCUGAAAAAAUGCAAUAUCAUGAUAAUAAUGUAAUAAUGUUUGACAAACCAAAGAAAGUAAAUAUCCAUAAACAAGAAGAAUUAAUUUGUCAAUUAGAAAAUAUUACUUCAGAUCAAAAUAAUAGUCAAAUAAUAAUAGAUAAUGAAGACACUGAUACUUCAAGAAAUACAAUAUUGAGUAUACAAUUGAAACAAGAUAUUAAAGAAACAAGUAAUAGUCAAAUAAUUGAAACAGAAAGUGAAGAUCUUAGUCAGUUUAUUGGAGAUUUCUGCACAGACUUUGAAAAUAACAGUACUGAUCCUAGCAAAAAAUUAUCACCUAUUAAUAAGGAAAAUGGAAACAACAAAUUAAGUAUUCAGAUGAAAAAUAAAGAUAUUGGGGAUGAAAAUUUUGAUCUAGAAAAUUUGAAUAAAGUAUUAGAUGUUGAAUUUAAAACACAAAAAUCAAAUAUUGUACUACCUAUUGAUACUACAGAACUACCUUUACCACUUGUAACUAAUGCAAACAAAGAAGAAGUAUUUAGAUUUUACUGGUGGGAUGCAUAUGAAGAUCCAUAUAAACAACCUGGAGUUGUAUAUUUAUUUGGAAAAGUUUUUGUUCCCUCUAUAAAAGAAUACUGUUCUUGCUGUUUAACAGUAAAAAAUAUUCCAAGAAGAAUUUAUCUUCUUCCUAGAGUAUUUAUAAAAACAUCUUCUAAAGAAAAUGGCGAAGAACAAUUAAAUACAAUAGAAAAUGUUUAUAAAGAAUUUAAUCAAUUUGCGAACAAAUUAGGAAUAAAAGAAUUUCGUAGUAGUAAAGUUACGAAGUAUUAUGCUUUUGAACAAGAAGGUACUCCAGCCUCAUCUGAGUAUUUGGAAGUAAGAUAUUCUGCACAUUAUCCAGCUGUACCUCCUGAUUAUUCUGGGCCAUCAAUAGAACGUGUCUUUGGAACAACAGUAAAUUCUUUAGAGUUACUUCUAAUUGAAAGAAAUAUUAAAGGACCAUGUUGGCUAGAUAUUAAAUGUCCCCUUCCUACUGGUAUACAAACCAGUUGGUGCAAAAUAAAGGUAAAUUGUAUGAAGAUGGAAAAUAUAUCUGUUGUUUCUGAGUCUCAAACAUUACCACCAUUAGUACUAGCAACACUAAAUGUACGAACAUCUUUAAAUUUUAAAUUACAACAAAAUGAAAUAGUUAUGGUUGCAAUACUUAUACAUCAUAAAUAUCACAUUGAUAGAGAUCCACCAAGGCCACCAUUUCAACGCCAUAUUUGUUUAAUCACACAUCCACGUGAUACAUGUUGGCCAAGACAAGCACGAGAAAUGCUUUCAAACAUUUCAUAUACAGAAGCAAUCAAAUUUGAAACAGAAACAGAUUUGCUCGAAAAAUUAUUAGAAAUCAUAAAUUCUGUUGAUCCAGAUUUAUUGAUUGGCUAUGAUUGUAGCUUUCAAUUUGAUAUUUUAAUGCAUAGAAUGAUUACUUUAAAAGUUUCAAAUUGGAGUAGACUUGGAAGGUUAAGACGUUCAGUACCUCCUCUAAUAAGGGGAAAAAUAAAUUUAAAUCAAGUAUUUGCUGGUAGACCUAUCUGUGAUAUACAAGUUUCAGCUAAAGAAUUAAAUCUUAAAGUCAGAAGUUACGAUUUGCAAUCUCUUUGUGUAGCGGUAUUGAAGAAAAAAGAAAAUGAAUGCAAAGAAAUAAAACCUGGUGAAUGUACAUCAUUUUAUAAUACAUCAAACAAACUAGAUAAUUUAAUUAAAAUAACAUUAACAGAGGCACUAUAUAUUUUGUCAAUUGUUUUUGAUCUCAAUGUCCUUCCACUUGCUUUACAAAUUACUUGUAUUGCUGGAAAUGUUAUAUCGAGAACGCUAACAGCAGGACGUGCAGAAAGAAAUGAAUAUUUAUUAUUGCAUGCAUUUCAUUUGAAACAUUACAUAACACCUGAUAAACGUAUAGUGAAGAAAGGAAAAAAUAAUGAAGAAAACACUACUAGAAAAAAAGCAGCUUAUGCUGGUGGUUUGGUUCUUGAACCAAAAAAAGGAUUUUAUGAUAAACUUAUAUUAUUAAUGGAUUUUAAUUCUUUAUAUCCUAGUAUAAUUCAAGAAUAUAAUUUAUGUUUUACUACUGUGCCUGGGGCUGCAUAUGCUGAUUGUGGGGAUUUGUCAGUUCCAGAGCCAAAUUUAGAAUUUGGAAUAAUUCCAACAGAAAUUCGCAAAUUAGUUGAAAGUAGAAUAGAAGUAAAAAAAUUGAUGAAAGGAGCAAAUAUUUCACCUGAAUUGAAGAUGCAAUAUAAUGUUAGACAGCUGGCUUUAAAACUUACAGCAAAUUCUAUGUAUGGUUGUUUGGGUGCAACUCAUUGUAGAUUUUAUGCUAAAGGACUUGCCGCCUUGGUUACAGCAAAAGGUCGAGAAAUUUUACAACAUACAAAGAGUCUUGUUGAAAAAUUGAAUUAUGAAGUUAUAUAUGGCGACACGGAUUCUAUAAUGAUAAAUACGAAUUUAUUAGAUUACGAGGAAGUUUUUUGUGUUGGUAGAAAGAUUAAACAAGAAGUUAAUAAAUUAUAUAAACGUGUGGAAUUGGAUAUCGAUGGUGUUUUUCGUUAUUUAUUGCUUCUACAGAAGAAAAAAUAUGCAGCAGUUGUAAUGACAAAAUUACCUAAUGGGCAAAUAGAAUUGACACAAGAACAUAAAGGCCUUGACAUUGUGAGAAGAGAUUGGUGCCAAUUAGCUUGUGAUAUUGGAAAAAAAAUUUUGGAUCAACUUCUUUCUGAUCAGUCAGGUGAUGAUCGAAUAGUACAAAUUUUUGCUAUACUACAUGAUAUUGCACAAAAUGUUCGAGAAAAUCUAGUUUCCUUAUCUUCUUUGGUUAUUACAAAACAAUUAUCAAAAAAUCCAAAUGAAUAUCCAGAUACUAAACAACCUCAUGUACAAGUAGCUUUAAGAUUAAACAAAGAAGGCGGUAGAAUGUGGAAAGCUGGAGACACGGUUCCCUAUAUUAUAUGUAACGAUGGAACAGAAAAAUCUGCAACUGAAAGAGCAUAUCAUAUUGAUGAAUAUAAAAGGAGCGAUUCUUUAAAAAUAGAUGUUAAUUAUUAUUUAUUGAGUCAAAUUUUUCCAAUUGUUUUACGAAUUUGUGAACCGAUUGAAGGAAUUGAUGACGUUUUGUUAGCUAAAUAUCUUGGUUUGGAAAAUAUUUAUAAAUCUAAGAGAAUGAUACAUGAAGAAUACAAUGAUAUACCAUUAUUAAUGAGUGAAGAUAGAUUUAGGUAUUGUCUGCCUUUGAAAUUUAAUUGUAGAGACGAAAAAUGUCGAUCAGAAAUUAUACUUAAAAAUGUUGUAACUGAAACACUUACUGGAAGUCAGUUGUCACUUGCUGCUUGUUCAAAUCCAGACUGCAAAAUUCAGCCAUGGACAUAUAUUAAUACAAUACAAAAUACAAUAAUACUUACUGUACGAGAAGCAGUUAGCGACUAUUAUGACGGAUGGUUAGAAUGUGAAAGUCCGGUAUGUAGUGAUCAAACUCAAACACUGCCAUUAGGAUUUUAUGAAGUACAUCCAACUUGUAGGAAAUGUAAAGAUGGCAAUUUACAUAGAGUUUUUACAGAUACAAAACUUUAUAAUCAAAUAUGUUUUUAUCUCUACCUUUUUGAUGUGAGUCAAUCAAAAUAUAAAAAUUUGUUAUCUCAAUAUCCACAAGGAAUGAGAGAUGCAUAUGAUUCAUUAAAAGAAGCAGUAGAAAAAUUAUUAAGACGAAAUGCAUUUUCAAUUGUAUGUUUGGAUACAAUCUUUUUGAAUAUUGAUGAGCAAAUAUAUAAUAAUAUAUCAAAUUUAGAUACAGGUACUUUAGAGAUAUCAGAUGGAUCAGAUGAUGAAAUAGUAAUGAACACAAUUUGA